ACUGUCAUUGUAAAUCCUAAUGAGUUCAUUGAGCCAGCCCCUUUUGUUCUUCGCACCAUACUUUCAGAGUUAGAUUUUCGAUGUCCUACCUGUAAACACACAGUAAAACUUCACCAACUACCUCAGCAUCAAGAAUGUUGCAUUCAAAGCCCUACAACAGCACCCACACACAUCUUAACCCCUUCACAAAGAUCAGUUCCAGUGACAUCAUCCCUCCUUGCGCCAGUGAAACCCAUACCUGCAGCAGAGGAAAAGGGACCAGCACCGGUAAAUGUACCAUCAGUACAAGCAGAACCUACAACCACCACUGAUACAAAUACAACCUGCAGACAACAACUGACAGCUGAUCAACUACUAACCAGCCCAAAGGAAGCUUAUACAUCCCUAAAGGAGGAAGUUGGAUUGUUCAUCAUUAGACAGUUCCUUUCACAGUCUCAGGAUGGGGCAACCAUUCUCCUCAAAACAGGUGGCCAGCCCUUAGAAUUAGUGAAAAGGACCAGGGCAAGGAAAACAACUGAUGAGGUAACAAUGAAAACUGCUAGAAAUAGAUCAAAGGCAGUAGCAGAGACCAGGACAGCUGUCAGUGGUGGUGCAGCUGGUACCCAAUUGAAAGAUGAACUGCGUGCAAUGGGCAGACUGGAGAGGGAGGCACUGCUGAAGGAGGCCUUGGGAAAGGAAUUUAAAAUCACCAUUCCAAGAGGUGACAUCCUGGCAAUGAAAGCAGACCUUGGUGAGACAUGGUACAAAGUUAGAAAGCUUAGGAGGUAAGAGAAACAUGAACAAAAAAAAUCAUUAAAAACCCCAGAG
Molecule: messenger RNA, 807 nt
Organism: Pocillopora damicornis (cauliflower coral)
Lineage: Eukaryota; Metazoa; Cnidaria; Anthozoa; Scleractinia; Pocilloporidae
Source: RefSeq, a predicted model, not a curated record